Messenger RNA from Colossoma macropomum (tambaqui), 2639 nucleotides. RefSeq names its product GTPase IMAP family member 9-like. Lineage: Eukaryota; Metazoa; Chordata; Actinopteri; Characiformes; Serrasalmidae. Gene Ontology annotation, molecular function: GTP binding. The record is from RefSeq and is a predicted model, not a curated record. Bases 1137 to 1895 code for a protein of 252 amino acids. The transcript is spliced from 5 exons.
CUGAGGUGGAAGAGGGAAGAAAAUGGAAAGAGCUAGAGCUCAGUGUUAAUAGAACCUGGGGAGAAACGUUUGUGAUGAAAUUAUACCCAUAUUACGAUGAGAGAUCGGCAUGUCCAGCUUCAGCAUGGAGGAAGGGGUCCAGGCUGUAGGACGUGUCGGAUUAAUAGAAAGAGUUCAGGAGCUGUUAUUUCAGAAUAAUGGAGAUCUUUUCACUCUACUCACAAAUCUGGAUGGGUAGGUUGAAACACAACUGAGAAGAUACAAGAAUCAAAUAACAGAGAUGAAGACAACUAUUCAUACACUAAAGAGACAAAUCCAAAGUCAUUCAGAAGAUGCUCUUAGGAUUGUGCUGCUGGUUAAAACAGGAGUAGGGAAGAGUGUAUCAGGAAACAGCAUCUUAGGAAGAGAAGUUACAUUCAGAGAGGAGGUGUCCCAUAUGUCAGUUACCACACUGUGUCAGAAAGAAACAGCUGAUGUUAAUGGAAGGCAGAUCACUGUGAUUGACACUCCAGGACUGUUUGAUACUGAAGCUGAUAAUAAAGAAGUCAGAAAGGAGAUCACAAAAUGCAUCUCCAUGGCAGCUCCAGGUCCACAUGUGUUUCUGCUGGUGCAGAAAGUGGGACAGAAAUUUUCAGAGGAAGAAAAGGGAGCAGUGAAAAUAAUCCAGGACAUAUAUAGAAUCAGUGACCUACACUAUUUUGUUGUUUACUGGAGGAGACAGUUUUAGAAAGAAAUCCAUUGAAGAUUAUCUUGGAGAACCUGGAUCUGAUAUUAUGAGCCUGGUUGAAAAGACAUGAAGAUCAAAUAAAUAAAAAAGUGAGGAGAGAAUGGGAUGAGAGAUGCAGAAAAGAAAGAGAAGAAUAUGAGUCUAAGACAGAAGAGCUGAAGAGAAAAGUGCAGAAUGAUGAAAGGAGGAGAGCAGAGGAAGAGAAAAAGCGAAGUGAUCUAGAGGAGAGAAUGAAGCUUUCAGAAGAGAAACACAUGAAGGAGCUUGAAGAAUUAAAGCAUCUACAAAAGGAGCUGCAGAUCAGAGUCCAAGAGGAAGAACAAACUAAAGAAAAGCUCAUAGAAAAACAUCAGGAGGAAAUAGAGAGAAUGAGGAAGAGCUCUGAGGAGGAAAUAGACUGAAACAGGAGAUGGAGAGAAAAAGGACUGAAAAGAAAUUGAAAGAGAGAGAGCGACUGAAGAAAAAGAAGGAGGAAAUGGAGAGAAGAAUCAGUACAUCUGAGACAAAAAUAGCACAGUUAAGAGCAGGUAGUGGAGAUCUAAGAAUUGUGCUUCUGGGGAAGACUGGAGCAGGGAAGAGCGCUUCAGGAAACACCAUCCUGGGGAAAAAAGCUUUCAGACAGUUACUGUCCUCUCGAUCAGUUACCAGUGUGUGUCAGAAAGAAUCAGCUGAAGUCAGAGGAAGACAGAUUUCUGUGAUUGACACCCCAGGAUUGUUUGACACAAGUAUUUCUAAUGAAGAGAUUAGGAAGGAAAUUGUUAAAUGCAUCACCAUGGCAGCUCCAUGUCCACACGUCUGUCUACUGAUUAUUUUACUGGGACGCUUCACAAAAGAGGAACAAGAAGCAGUGAAAAUAAUUCAAGAACUGUUUGGUGAAGAAUCCAGAAAAUACACCAUAGUGCUGUUCACCAGAGGAGAUGAUCUGUGGAAAAUGAGCAUUGAAGAAUUCAUUAAAGAUUCUGACUGCAGCUUACAAAAUAUCAUUCACCAGUGUGGUGACAGACACCAUGUGUUCAAUAACAGAAAUCAUGGAGACCACACCCAAGUUACUGAUCUACUGGAUAAGAUCAACUCCUUGGUUGCAGUGAAUGGAGGGAGCUUCUACACUAAUGAGAUGUUCCAGCAGGUAGAGAAUUGGGCUGUGAGUGAAUCUGUGUUUUUAUACUGAUACUAUAUACUGAUUUAUACUGGCCUAAAUGAUUCAGCAGUAAAUUGAGAACAGCCUGAAAUAAGCUCAUUAUCAGGUAUAAAUGUGAAUUUAAUUCUAGAACAUGUUGGGUCAGAUUCAUAAAACGCAGUGCCAGAUUUACUCUGACGUUAAGAGUAAACAGCUUCACUGUAACACAUUUAUUGAUUCAUAAAUGAGGAUCACUGGCUUGUACAUUUACUUUAUUAAAAUUUUCCAGUAGUGAUUUAUUACACAACACAAUUGUGCAGAAAUAACACCUGAAACACUAUUGCAGUACUUUUUCGGUCAUAAGCCAAUCUGCAUUAAAAUAAAUAGUUUUUAAUGUUUCCAAACAGGUUUGUUCACACAUGCAAGUAAUCAACAAAUUCUGCAUGUUCCCUCACUCAGCUGAUUAACCAGAAUAUUAAAAUACGCGUUUUGAUCUGGGUUGAACUGCUGUUGUAGUGCAUGAGCAGGAGUUCAGACUGCUAUAAACUUUUAUCAUAAGAAAUACAAAUGUAGGUGUUACAAAGGAAAACAUGAUCAGAUUCUUGUUAAUAAUGAACUGAAAAACAGCUUUUCUUUUUCUUCUUACUGCGCUAAAUUCCAUGUUUCCUGAAUCCCCCUACUGUGCGUGGUAACCAGGUUUAGCUUGGAAUCCAAAUCAGUGAAGAGUAAUUUGACGUUCAGAUUCAAACUAAUUGAUUUUAUUCAAUUUGCACAUGUGAAAAUGACAAUUAUACU